CGCACGCACCGCAGGCCGCAGCAUCAUCAUCACUCGCAAUCCGCAGUCCGCACCACCACGCCAACGGAUCGCCCUCGCGAGGCGCAGGCAGCCUCUCGCUCCUCCCACCACUCUCUCUACUACUAGUGCUUUUCCCAAGAAACGCAUGUGACUCGUGGCGAUCCUGAGCUUCUUUGGGCGUCGAAUUCCUGUGGUGCGCGGCCGGCGUGGUGCGUUGCUUGAUGCUGACGGAUAGGUGGGGAGGGAGGAGGGAGGCGAUGGAGUUCGGGAACGGCGGGUCCUCCUCGUCGGAGCGCAGGGCGGCGGCGGAGGGGGCGACGCUGGCGAGACAGGGUUCGGUGUAUUCGCUGACGUUCGACGAGUUCCAGAGCGCGCUCGCUGGUGGCGGCGGCGGCGGCGGUGGUGGAAGCGGGUUCGGGAAGGACUUCGGCUCCAUGAACAUGGACGAGCUGCUCCGGAGCAUCUGGACCGCGGAGGAGAGCCAGGCCAUGGCCUCCGCCUCUGGCUCCGCCGCGGGGGUGGGCGUGGCCGUGGGGGCGCCGCCGACGUCGCUGCAGCGCCAGGGCUCGCUCACCCUGCCCCGCACGCUCAGCGCCAAGACGGUGGACGAGGUAUGGCGCAACCUUGUGCGCGACGAGCCACCGCCGGUGGGGGCGGCGGAUGGCGGCGAUAUGCCACCCCAGCGGCAGUCGACCCUCGGGGAGAUGACCCUGGAGGAGUUCUUGGUCAGAGCCGGCGUGGUCCGAGAAAAUCCACCCGCUGCGCCGCCCCCCGUUCCCCCGCCAAUGCCGCCGCGGCCAGUCCCGGUGGUCCCCAAGACCACUGCCUUCUUGGGAAACUUCCCCGGUGCCAACGAUGCCGGCGCGGCGGCGCUGGGCUUUGCGCCGCUCGGCAUGGGGGAUCCAGCCUUGGGCAAUGGCCUGAUGCCCAGGGCAGUGCCAGUGGGCUUGCCUGGCGCCGCCGUCGCUAUGCAAACAGCGGUGAACCAGUUUGAUUCUGGCGAUAAGGGGAACAGCGACCUGUCAUCGCCGACGGAGCCAAUGCCUUAUUCCUUCGAAGGGUUGGUGAGGGGGAGAAGGAACGGUGGCGGAGUAGAGAAAGUGGUGGAGAGGAGGCAGAGGAGGAUGAUCAAGAACAGGGAGUCCGCGGCGAGAUCCCGCGCGCGCAAGCAGGCUUACACAUUGGAAUUGGAAGCUGAAGUUCAGAAACUCAAGGAGAUGAACAAGGAAUUGGAGAGGAAACAGGCAGAUAUCAUGGAAAUGCAGAAAAAUGAGGUAGAAGAAAUGAUAAAGGAUCCAUUUGGAAGAAGGAAGAGACUUUGCUUGCGAAGAACACUGACUGGUCCCUGGUGAUGACGAGUGGUCGAUGGCAUGCAAAUUCCCACCUUCAUCAGCGACUGUGCAUAAUUUAAUCUGUUGUAAACCAAUGGUGGACGAACUUGUGCUUGAUUAAUCUUCUAGUUUCAUUUUUCCUGCUAGCUGAUUCUGAGAAGGCUUCCAAAACUGACAUGUAGAUUAUGUGUAGACGAAUGAAGCUGUCAGAACAACUUCCUGUAAUCCUUGAGAAAACUUGUAUAGUGUUGUCUAGGUUUGUAUCAUGCUAGUCUUUCUAUCUAGUGUCCCACCCUAGAGACCAGACAUCUUGGAUGAGUUCAGAGGUCGAUUUAAGCAAGUCAUGGGGACCAAGAAUCAUACUGCAACCUGCCUGAUGACUAGCUAAGCUAGGUAGUAUGUAGCAAUAUCUGAUAUCUGUACCUGCUUCCUGAAGUAUGUAUUGUUAUCUAGUGUAUCUGAUAUCUAGCGUGUAAACUGUAAAGGAGUAUAAGCAGACCUAGUUCUCAAGAAAAAAAAGUAUAAGCAGACCUACUAAUUGCUUAUAAGCCUGUUACUUGUA
Molecule: messenger RNA, 1893 nt
Organism: Oryza sativa Japonica Group (Japanese rice)
Lineage: Eukaryota; Viridiplantae; Streptophyta; Magnoliopsida; Poales; Poaceae
Product: bZIP transcription factor TRAB1-like
Biological process (GO): positive regulation of DNA-templated transcription
Cellular component (GO): nucleus
Molecular function (GO): DNA-binding transcription factor activity
Source: RefSeq, a predicted model, not a curated record